UAUGUGCAGGAAGGGAAGCACGGCGUGCAGGGCUCGGCCACGCUGUUCUACAUGGUGCACUGCGGGAAGGCUCUGUACAACAACCUGCUCUGGAGGAACUGGUCUGUGAGGGAACUCUCCAAACUGGUCAUCAUCGGGAACAGCUUCCGAGGCAUCGAGGAACGGUUGCUGUCUAGAACACUGGAGAGAGAUUAUUCUUACAUAGCAAAGGUCUUGAAAGGGACAGAGGAAGUGGCACUCCCUGCCCACCCUCGGUACCUGGACACCUUUAACGACACUUCUGUCCACUGGUUUCCCUUGCAAAAACUGAAGGAACUCUCCCCUGAGGUCUGGGACUUCGUGGAGGAGCCCACGUACCAAGAAUGUGACGACUUGGAGAUCAUCAGGAAGGAGGACGGGGCUGACCAGCGCAGGCUCGUGGCCGCCCAGUCCUGA
Molecule: messenger RNA, 435 nt
Organism: Antrostomus carolinensis (chuck-will's-widow)
Lineage: Eukaryota; Metazoa; Chordata; Aves; Caprimulgiformes; Caprimulgidae
Gene: SRRD
Product: SRR1 domain containing
Exons: 3
Cellular component (GO): cytoplasm; nucleus
Source: RefSeq, a predicted model, not a curated record